Molecule: messenger RNA, 2441 nt
Organism: Coregonus sp. 'balchen'
Lineage: Eukaryota; Metazoa; Chordata; Actinopteri; Salmoniformes; Salmonidae
Source: the annotation of a GenBank genome assembly
CGAGGAUUGUCGAAAAGGUUAAAAGUCGCGCAAAAUGCGCAUAAACAUAACUAUUUCGUUUGUUGUUGUCAACUUGUAGCUAGCCAGAUUAUUAUUUUUUUAUACACUUACUUGCGAUACAUCCUCAAAGCUACUGAUAUCAUGGAUGAGUUACACAGACAUCGUUCUCUUUACAAGGGGACGACUCCACCAUGGAAGGAAACCUACAGAAAGGUAGCUAUGGAAUCUAUCAAUACCUGGAUUGUGGCUUGCUAACAAGCUAAUCACUGCUAGUUAAUGGUGGCUUGCUAACAAGCUAACCACUGCUAGUUGAUAUACUCGAGGCCAAACAUUGGAACAUUUAGACUGAACAUCUUUAUCUGAAUCAUCUAGCUGAAACCAGAAUUGGAUUCAUGCUCUAGACAUGAAGACUUGCGUGGCUCCCCGAGUUAAUGCCAAGGCUUUGGCUUAUGAAGUGUAACUUGUUUUUGAUGGUUAUAUUAACUUUGUUUUUGUUCCUCAGCGUUGCGUGGACAGGUUGAAGAACAGCCGAUCCCGGUUACUGGAGAAGUACCGACAGAUGGGAGAUAGUCAACACUGCAGCGCCAAGGGCUCUGUCCUCGUCCAGGAGGUGAUGGAGGAAGAGUGGAAAGCGCUUCAGUCAGCCAACCGAGGGCUGCCCUCCCUGUGGAGUAAAGACUGCAUGGAAGAGGUGAGGGGUUUGUCAGUUGCAUACUAAUGACUGUUCAUGAGAGGUAAGCAUGUAGCUAACAUGACACAGGCAUACAACUAAUCUACAGCUAAGCUUACAUGAGUCAUGUAACAUGAUAUUACACGAAGCAGAGAUGUAUUGAUUCUAGCUAGCUACUUAUAUCUUACCUCAUGUCUUCUCUACAGGUGUACAGUGUCAUGAAGGAAUAUGAUGAACUGGCAGUGUUUGAAGAAAUCCAACAGGAACUCAUGUCUCAAGGUAGUUUUUAAUUCCUAAAUUAAUCUUGUAUGAAUCUAUUAGUACACACAGACGCAGCUACACACAAGCAGACAGAAAAUCUCUGAAUAACGUGCAUCUUGUUCUCUCUGAAUAACGUGCAUCUUGUUCUCUCUGAAUAACGUGCAUCUUGUUCUCUCUGAAUAACGUGCAUCUUGUUCUCUCUGAAUAACGUGCAUCUUGUUCUCUCUGAAUAACAUGCAUCAUGUUCUCUCUGAAUAACAUGCAUAUUUUUCUCUCUACAGAGCACUCCAUCAUUGAGGAAUAUGAGAAAAGCAUGCGGUUUGAGGAGCAGUACUUGAAUUCAGUUGUGGAAGGGAUGGAAGGGGGGAGGCAAAUCAUAUGUCCUGUAUGUCAUGUGUAAGUCUCUCCAAGAUGUGCUAUUGCACUUGUUCAAAUUUUGUCAUAGUCAAGACUCUAAAACCACUCUUGACUAUGUGACUGUCUGUUUUCAUUUCAGACACAACCUAACCGUGAACAGCCAUUUCACCUCCUGUCCCUGUGGGCUUUACAUCAACACAAGGGUUUGUAUGAUCUCGCAUACACCAUUCAAAUUGACCAACCCAAUAUGCCAUUUUUUUUGGGGGUUGGAUUAUCUGUUGUCAUGACCACUCUGAUGUUCCUCAUGAUCAUGUUAAGUAAGCCACUUUCUAGUGAGUUUAUGUACUACACUUAUGGCUGAUUUUGAUGUCUCAUCAGUGUCUGUUCAUCUCUCGUCUCCAGCAAAGCAACGUGACCCUAGAGUCUCUGCAGUGUCUGUUGGAGAGGCGGGUAACCGAACACAUGGAGGACUGUCUUCAUAACCCCGUCUUCUCCGUGGCCUCCGGUGCAGAUAGCCCGCCUAACCUCAUGAUAAGCUGCAAGGUGACUGACUGGCUUGAAUACGUCCCAAACAGCAAUCUAUUCCCUAAUAUAGUGCACUACUUUUGACCAGAGCCCUAUGGACUCUGGUCAAAAGUCGUGUACAAUAAAGGGAACAGUGCCAUUUGGGACGUAGGCCGACGUUAUCAUACUUAAAUAAUCCUCGUUUGGGAGGUCAGGCCAUAAUGCAACACUUACAUAGUGUCAGUACUGAUCUCUUUACACCUACUGUCCUUGGUGACAAUGUUGUGGUGCCUCACUUACGUUAAACAUUCCUAAUGUAUUCAUCUGAUAAGUCAUGUUUUGAUUUAAGGGGUCCUGCACAAGAAUUGUUAUGGAUUUAUAUUGUUAAUUUUAGGCGUCAAAGCAAUUACCCUUGAAUAGUUACGUGUAGACUAUCAUAUCGUUGAAUGCGGAGUACAGUGACAGAUCACUGAAUGGAUCUUCUUUCUGAUUUCAGGCUUGUGACUACCUGUCCAUAGUUCUGUGACUCACCUGUCCUACCAGGUGAAAAGUCUGAUUUUAAUCGUCCUGUGUCCGUGGGAGGAUUUUUGUUCUCUGAAAUAAACUUGUGUAUUUGUACAGCAAGAUUUGGCUGUUUUUUUUUUUUAGU